Messenger RNA from Andrographis paniculata, 1864 nucleotides. RefSeq lists its product as uncharacterized. Gene Ontology annotation, molecular function: polyamine binding. Gene Ontology annotation, cellular component: periplasmic space. Lineage: Eukaryota; Viridiplantae; Streptophyta; Magnoliopsida; Lamiales; Acanthaceae. Bases 16 to 1620 code for a protein of 534 amino acids. The transcript has 7 exons. Gene Ontology annotation, biological process: polyamine transport. The record is from RefSeq and is a predicted model, not a curated record.
UCUGUACCAUCAACUAUGGCCGUUCACUAUCUCCCCACUCCGGCUGGCGUCGGUUAUCACUGCCGGAGGUCGACCACGACCGGAAAAUUGGCUCCGCUCCGCCCUACCCCUACCCUGUCCCUUAAAUUCGCCUCUUCACCGAACGGUAAUCCAUGUUCACCGGCGGCGGAAUUUCUCCGACGGCUAUCAGUUUCCACGGUUCUUCUUAUGGGCGCAGGAAUUGGCAGCCUAUGGGCCUUCUCUCCUCCUGCUCUGGCCCUAAUCUCUCCCGCUUCUUCUUCUUCCUCCAUGGCCAAACCGCGUGAAAACCUCGGUACAGAAACCAAAACUGCCAUGGUGGAUCAUGAAAAUUUAGGUGACAUUGAAGACGAAGAUACGAAAGCUGCAUUUGAGAAGUUUAAAUCUAAAUCGUUUGCAUUGACAGUUCCCCUAAGAAUAGUUGCUUUGGAAGGUUCCCUGCCUCCGGUGUGGAUUCGGGAGUUCUUGAAAUCACAAGGAAAGAGAGUGCGAUUUCGUCCAGAGUUUCGUAGGAGUCUCGAAGACAUAUUUCAGGAACUUUCAAAUCCAUUUAAGAAAGGGAAAAUUGCUGCUAAAUCUGCUGUGGCUGCUGAUCUUGUCACUCUUGGUGAUUCUUGGCUGAGUUAUGCCAUCAGCAAGGGGUUGAUCGAGCCCAUUGAAGGAGCCGAACAUCAAGAUUGGUUUCGAGAUUUAAGCUACAAGUGGAAGGUAUAUUUACACAGGAGCUCCGACGGGAGUCUUGAUUCGCAAGGAAAAAUUUGGGCUGUGCCGUACCGGUGGGGCAGCAUGGUGAUAGCUUGUAAUCAAAAGGAACUUCGAAAGCGUAAAUUUGCUGCAAUAGAGGACUGGUCGGAUCUUUGGCGGCCCGAACUGGCUGGAAAGAUUGCGAUGGUUGAUUCGCCCCGGGAGAUUAUUGGAGCAGUGUUGAAACACAUGGGAGCAUCGUAUAAUGCUUCGAGUCUCGACUUGCAAAUAGUUGGCGGAAAACAGGCAGUGUUGGAGCAGCUGGAAUUGCUCGUUCGACAGGUUCGACUAUUCGAUAGUCAGCACUACCUUAAAGCCUUCAGAGGCGGAGACGUAUGGGUAGCCGUUGGAUGGAGCAGCGACGUACUCCCCGUCGCCAAAACCAUGUCGAAUGUUUCGGUGAUGGUUCCUAAGUCAGGCACGAGCUUAUGGACGGACUUUUGGGUAAUUCCAGCGACCUCGAGAAUCGAUUCGGACAAAUUCGGCGGGAGAGUCCGAGGGCCAUCGCCGCUCGUCGAGCAAUGGCUCGACUUUAGUUCGCAACCCGAGAGAGCCGUGCCAUUCAAGGAAGAGAUCGUUGCGGGUGCAUCGCCAAGUUCGUUUAAUGCCGCCGGCGGAGAGACCCGAGAACGGAGAAAAGGGAGGCCGGAGCUGGAGACUAAUCUCGUCGCCAAUGUUCCCCCGGCCGAUAUCUUGUCGAAAUGUGAGCUUCUGGAACCGUUGUCCGAAGAUGCAUUGGCUGAGUAUCAAUGGCUUAUAAGCAGAUUGCAGAAACCCGGCGGCGGCGGCAUCGUCGAUCGACUGCGGCAUUCCGCCGCCGCCGCUGCCCAGAAAGUUUGGCCGGAGAAGGAAGUUUAACGUUGUUUGAGAUCAUCGUCGUUCUGUCUUAUUAAUUUAAACGAAUUUGAGACGGAAUCGGUUUGGAAAUUUUUUGUCAAAAGGAAAUGCAUAAUUCAAUCAGAUUUAAAAUCAUAAAAUUCAUUAACCCAUUUCAAAUAUAAAAAAAAUGAACUUUCUCGGACAGGGCAAGAUUGACUUUUCGUGUCUGAUUAAAUAUUUUAGACGGAUUGAAUAUUUUAGCUCUAAUUUGUUUAUUAUUGUG